Melanotaenia boesemani (Boeseman's rainbowfish) is the source of this 1877-nucleotide messenger RNA. It is a transcript of the gene mtap, whose product is annotated as methylthioadenosine phosphorylase. Gene Ontology annotation, molecular function: S-methyl-5-thioadenosine phosphorylase activity. Gene Ontology annotation, cellular component: cytosol. The coding region runs from base 105 to 947 and encodes 280 amino acids. The transcript is spliced from 8 exons. NCBI's taxonomy places the organism in Eukaryota, Metazoa, Chordata, Actinopteri, Atheriniformes, Melanotaeniidae. The record is from RefSeq and is a predicted model, not a curated record. Gene Ontology annotation, biological process: nucleoside metabolic process.
GAAGUAAAAUAUCUUGCGGUCGUUUUGCUGACGGACGUUGAGGGUACAGCAUCUUCCUGUAACUUCGUCAAACCUACAGUUUUACUAGUAAAAACAUAGACACCAUGUCGUCCAUUGUGCCCAUUAAGAUUGGAAUAAUUGGAGGUUCAGGUCUGGAUGACCCAGAUAUCUUGGAGGGAAGAACAGAGCGUUAUGUGGACACACCUUAUGGAAAGCCAUCUGAUGCCCUGAUACUGGGAAAGAUAAAAAAUGUGGAAUGUGUUCUCCUUGCAAGGCAUGGGAGACAACACACAAUAAUGCCAUCCAAUGUAAACUACCAGGCCAACAUCUGGGCUCUCAGAGAAGAAGGCUGUACACAUGUGCUGGCCACCACAGCCUGUGGCUCUCUCAGAGAAGAGAUUCAGCCAGGAGAUAUUGUCGUCAUAGAUCAGUUUAUUGACAGGACUACAAAGAGAGCUCAAACACUGUUUGAUGGUCAGUCCACCAGUCCCUCAGGUGUGUGUCACAUCCCCAUGGCCGAGCCUUUCUGCAACAGAACUAGAGAGGUGUUGGUGGAGGUAGCACGAACUCUGGGUGUCAAGUGCCAUACGCGAGGGACAAUGUUGACUAUCGAGGGACCUCGCUUUUCCUCGCGGGCGGAGAGCCUGAUGUUCCGCCAGUGGGGUGCUGACGUCAUCAAUAUGACCACCGUGCCUGAGGUGGUCCUUGCCAAAGAGGCGGGUUUGUGCUAUGCCAGCAUCGCCAUGGCAACAGACUAUGACUGUUGGAAGGAGCAUGAAGAAGUGGUCUGUGUUGACAACGUGUUGAAGACGAUGAAAGAGAAUGCUAACAAAGCAAGCAGCAUCCUGCUAACGGCAAUACCCCAGAUUAGUCAGAUGGACUGGGCUCAGACAAUCAAGGCCUUGAAAUCAAUGGCACAAUCUUCAGUGAUGUUACCAAAAUACUGAUGGUAAAAAAAAAGCCAAUGAAGCAGAAAAGGAUAAGAAUAGCUGAUACCAUCUGCACCGGUUCACAGACAACGGACUCAAUUCUGCCCAACUCAUCAUCACUGACUCACAAGAAAGUGCCUCACAAAAAUAAUGCACAUGCUGUGUAUUCAGUUGGAGUGUCAGUAUUUUGUCUUGACUUCAAAUACAUACACACACACCCCAGUUUUUACUGAGUUAUGUGUCACUGCUUUUUUUCUGGAAUGUGUUCUUACAGUCACAUUAUUACAAAUUAGAGAUUAUUGUCACUAUCUUGUAGGUUUGAUUAUAAACAUUUUAAAUAAAAUCUGUCAGUGAUUUCAUUUUUUUUAUGCAGGCCAUAAUAGCGCUUAAUAAAUGCUUUAUUACUGCCUUCGUUACAACUUAUAUUUAGUACAUUGGGAGAACUAUUAUUGCAUAAAAUGAUUUUGCAUACACUUUAAAAAGAGAAAAAUGUUAAUAGUGGGAAUGUUUCUCUGCUUUAGGGGUUCUUUUAUUAUCUGUUUUUUUUCUGAUCAGCAUUUCUUUUUUAUUGACUCUCCUCAACAGUUACUUGUUUCAUGAAUCAAAUCAGAAUUUAAUGUGAGAUGGAGCUGCCGCAGUGCAUUUUUCUAGUUUUCAACAUAUUGAUAGCGUUUGGUGUAUUUUUGAGAAACAUAUGUCCAUAUUUACUGAGUUUACCAACGAUAAAUGUUUCAUAUACUAUAGCAGUUUGUCAUCGUGUAUUAAAAUAUGCAUUUUUUUGUAAGCACACUGCACCUUUUACUCAUGUUACAUCAAUGUUAAGUAAUUAUGUUCUAUGCAUUCUCUGGACCAGAACUUCAUUGCACUGCAUGUUCCACAAUAUAUUUCAGCUUCUUGUACUUCCUCUUUGUCACCUGUUUUCCCACAAUAAAAAUAUCAUGCAUGGAU